AUGAAUGCCAGCGACCCUGUCGAUGUGGCCGAGAUUGCCAAAUCAAGGGCAGCUGCACACGAUGUCGGUGUGGAUGAGAAAGCCAUAGUAGUUGAUGAGAUGACCAUCGACACUGCGCCUCCCCUACGAGAGGUGUCAAUCCAGGGUGAUUCUAUGGACAAGACCACUCCCACCACGGAAGAGCUAGCCACUUUGCGUCGUGUUGCCGGCAAGCUACCUGUUGCAGCAUACAGUGUUGCCUUUGUGGAACUGUGCGAGCGUUUCUCGUACUACGGUACCACUGCUGUUUUUGUCAACUUCAUUCAGCGACCUUUGCCCGAUGGAUCCUCUACCGGUGCCCUUGUUCCAGGUGUCUCUGAUUGGAGCAACGAGUCCCCCGGAGCUCUGGGUAUGGGUCAACAGGCCUCCACCGGAUUGACAUUGUUCAAUUCUUUCUGGUCCUACAUCAUGCCCCUCUUCGGUGCCAUGAUUGCUGAUCAAUAUUGGGGUCGUUACCGUACCAUCAUGUCCGCCAUUGCCUGCGCCCUUGUUGGACACAUCAUCCUCAUCAUUUCCGCUAUUCCCCAGGUUAUUUCACACCCUAACGGCCAACAUCGCCCCCUGAUCGCUGAACAAUAUCGUGAGGACAAGCCCUAUGUCAUGACACUGGAGUCCGGUGAGCGUGUCAUCGUGGACCCUUCUGCCACCGUUGCGCGUAUCUAUCUGUACUUCUACAUGAUGGUCAACAUCGGUUCUUUUGUCGGCCAGAUCGCCAUGGUCUACGCCGAGCGAUAUGUUGGUUUCUGGCUCUCUUACCUGCUCCCCACAGCCAUGUUCUGUCUGUGUCCUCUAGUAUUGCUCAUUUGCAGGAAGCAGUACAUUCUCACUCCCCCCAGUGGCUCGAUUUACGGCAAGGCUUUCAAGCUGUGGAUGUUGGCGAUGAAGGGCCACUGGUCCCUGAACCCCGUGCGAUGGUUCAAGUCCUCUGGUACCGAUCAUUGGGCCGUCGCCAAGCCCAGCUACCUCGGAGCCAGCAAGCCCGCAUGGAUGGACUUUGACGAUGCCUGGGUUGAUGAAGUUCGACGUGGACUGAUGGCCUGCAGAGUGUUUUUGUGGUACCCUCUUUACUGGCUCGCCUACAAUCAGAUGUUGAACAACCUGACAUCUCAAGCGGCUACCAUGAAACUUGGCGGUGUUCCCAACGACAUCAUCAACAAUCUCAACCCUAUUGCAUUGAUCAUCUUCAUUCCCAUCUUUGAUCACAUUGUCUACCCCAUGAUUCGCAAGAUGGGCUUCAACUUCACCCCCUUGAAGCGUAUCACAGCCGGUUUCGUCAUGGCCGCUCUCAGUAUGGUCGUCGCCGCCGUCACCCAACACUACAUCUACAAGUUGGGACCCUGCGGUAAGGAGGCCAACUACUGUCUUGAGGUAAAGCACGAGCACACCAACAUCUCGGUCUGGAUUCAGGCCCUGACCUACAUCAUGGGUGGUAUUUCCGAGAUCCUCGCCUCCGUGACUUCCCUCGAGUAUGCCUACACCAAGGCCCCCAAGAACAUGCGAUCUCUCGUCCAGGCUGUGUCCCUUCUGAUGAACGCCUUCUCGUCUGCCAUCGGUCAGGCUUUCAUUGGUCUGGCUGAUGAUCCUCUCUUGGUUUGGAAUUACACUGUGGUUGCUAUUCUAGCAUUCGUCGGUGCUAUUGGCUUCUGGGCCACCAAUUACAAGUUGGACGCACAGGAGGACGCUAUGAACAUGUUGCCCGACAGUGAAUUCACUCCCCAUGCGGCUGUAGAUGAGGAGCGGAAGUGA
Molecule: messenger RNA, 1785 nt
Organism: Penicillium coprophilum
Lineage: Eukaryota; Fungi; Ascomycota; Eurotiomycetes; Eurotiales; Aspergillaceae
Exons: 6
Coding region: 1-1785 (594 amino acids)
Biological process (GO): oligopeptide transport; transmembrane transport
Cellular component (GO): membrane
Molecular function (GO): dipeptide transmembrane transporter activity
Source: RefSeq, a predicted model, not a curated record